Messenger RNA from Cladocopium goreaui, 4319 nucleotides. The record is from the annotation of a GenBank genome assembly. NCBI's taxonomy places the organism in Eukaryota, Dinophyceae, Suessiales, Symbiodiniaceae.
AUGACGGCAAUGGACUGCACAGAGACUUUCCAAUCCUUGUGCGCCAAGAUUGGGGUAGUUGAUCCGAUUAUAAAAGCCUUGGAGUCCCGCGGAUUUACAACCCCAGCAAAAUUCUUUUGGCCAUUGAAAGAAGGCUCCGAGGAGACUUUUGGUGCAAUUUUGGAUGAAGCACAGAUAGACAUCAAGGCAGCUGCAUCCAUGCUUCAGUCUGCAGAAGCCGGGUGUUUGCGCCGGCUUUUGCAUGAGUGCCGCACAAUCUGCGAUGGCCCGCCAAGUGUAGCAGCACAGGCAGCACCUGCCGUACCUGCCAAAGUAUCUUCCAAUCUGUUUGGCUUCGAUGUUGGCCCGCGACUCACAAGUGAUGCUCUGCAAAAAUUGUGGUCGGAUUUCACGAAAAAUUAUCCGGCAGAAGUGAUCGUGGGCGAUACCAGACCUUGCAAGGCGUUGGUUCAGAUGGUCUUUGCGCAAAAAGCGGCCAAUGAGCUCCGUUUCAUUCCAUGGCGGCAGAUUCUCAGUGAAGCGCAAGCGGAUCGCGCCAAACAAGCGGGGAACAAGGAGAAGACCUUUCUUGAUGUGCUGGCUGAUGCUGCGGGACAUGUCAACGCAUUGGAGCAAGACCCGUCGCCUUCUCAUUAUGGUGUUCAGCGUUUGCUUUUAUUACGUUCAGUAGCAUGGGCAUUAGUAGGUUGGUGCCACCUUGGUGCAGGUCGACGAUUGGUGCAGGCAUUCAUGGGGCUGUAUGCCGCUCCUGGUUUGGCGUCACUGGGUCUUCGAUCCCCAACUCUGGCCGAAGCAGAACAUGCAGAUGGCGAAUUGUGUCGUCAACUCAAUGCCUUACUGAGUGAUGGAUUCCAUUUUGAUUCCGCUCUUCAUGAAGUGGUGGUGGUGCGCCACAGCUUGCAAAUGUGGCUGCAACCCAAACCCAAGGUGGUCAAUGCAGAAUCGGUGAUCAGUGCCAAGGGGCCCAAGCGCACCUUGCCGCAGCCGCUUGUUGAUGCCAAGAGUUCGGUGGUGGAUGCGAGCAACGAUUCUUGCGAGUUGCCUGCGUUGACGCCCCAUGAGGCGGUAGCCCCUUCGCCCCGCGCCGCGCCGGUAUCAAUGGCCGCGUGGUCUGCAUUAGCUGCUUGUUGCGAUGACAAGGAUGCCUUGCUUCCCCCACUUUUGGAGCUAAUGCUGAAGGAUGUGGCAGCAGGUCAUGCCUAUGAACUGAUUGGAGGGGAGGCGGAAGCGCGACAGCGGUGGGGUGAUCUGGUUGCCGCGGGCAAGUUAGGAAUAGCACAGCCGCCUGGAAAGAAACCACGUCUCAUCGGGGAUGGGACGAUUUCGGGAGCAAACCAUCAUUGUGUCAUUGAGGAGAAGGUGCGCCUACCAACCUUUGAGAGCGUCCAGCGCUUCAUGUCAUUAUCUGGUCCCGAUGUACAAUGGGGGGCUUUGAGUUUUGAUGUGAGAGGGGCACAUAAAUUGGUCAAUGUGUCUCCUGCUGAACAGGGCCUUUCCUGCUUCGUUGUCCAAGGUCGUUGGUUCGUCUACAGGUCUUGCUAUUUUGGAUGUCGUUGGGCGGCCUAUUGGUUUUCAAGAGUGGGUGCAUUCUUGGUCCGUCAUUGUCAUCGCUUUCUUUGGGUCCAACAUGGUCUAUUCAUCUACGUCGAUGACGGUUUGGCCCUUUUCCCACAUAGAGUCUGCCCAAUCUUGUCAGCAACUCUGCUCUUGUUUCUCGCUGCUCUAGGAGUUCCGCUGUCGUGGGAGAAGGUGCGUAUGGGAGGUCUACAGCCGUGGAUUGGUUGGUCUUUUCAUUGGGAUCGUGGCUUUGCGGAACUACCAGACAACAAGCGACAAACCUUGUUAGGAUUGCUCACGGAACUGACAACACCCGGUCGCAAGGUACCCCGCAAGACUGUGGAGCGCUGCAUAGGCAUGUUGGUGUGGUUCUGUGGUGGGGCCUACUGGUUGGCAGUGGAAAACCAAGUUCGCAUUCCUUUGCGCGUUUUGGAGCCCGGGCGUGUGCGGAGUGCAGCUGACGCAUUUGCAACAGGACAGCGUGCAGGUGUAGGAGGUUGGUGGGCAGUCUCAGAAGAUGCGCUGCAACAGUCGAAGGUGUUUUGGUUUAGUGAGAUGCUAGACUCGACGUCUUUGCCUUCCUGGUUGUGUGCGAAAGAGACUUUGCAGCAGGAUAUUGCUUCCUUUGAAGGCGUUGCGCAGCUAUGUUUGCUUGUUGGACGGACAGCAGGUCAGGUUCCACCACCUGGUGUGACGCUGCGUUUCCACCAGCUUUGCGACAACAUGGGCACUGCCGCCAGCUUGCGGAAGAAAUUGUCUAUGCAAGUGCCGUUGUCUUAUGUUUUGCAGGCCGUGGGCUUUCAUUGCUGCAGAUUAGGCAUUUGUUUAGAUCCCCAGCAUGUGGCUGGUGUUCGAAAUCAAUGGGCCGACAACCUCAGCCGGAAUUGCCUAGAAGGCUUUGAUCUGGGUCGACGCGUUCGACUGAAUGUUCGAGAGUUGUUGGAGGUGGGGCUGCUGCUGGGCUGCCACCCAGCAGUGGUCCCACCUGGAUUCAUCUGCGCAUUGAAAAGUGAGUGCUUGGCCAGACCCAAGAGGGCUGGUGAGGUGGGGCUGCUGCUGGGCUGCCACCCAGCAGUGGCCCCACCUGGAUUCAUCUGCGCAUUGAAAAGUGAGUGCUUGGCCAGAGUGCCUUGUGCUGCGAUCCGCGAUUGCUGCGCAGCGCUGCAGAUGAACGCUGACUGCGGCAAGGCAUAUCACGUGCGUGGCGCUGCGCAUCACCAACUCCAGCACUGGAAAAAGGCUUAUCGGGACCUCUCUCAGGGUCAGCGGCUGGACUUCCAGGAAGGCUAUGCCGCCAUGCACGCGCUGGUUACAAAGAAGGCCGGUGUCGACAAGGAGAAAACCUCACCGCGACAUGACCGACAUGACCGAGCCAAGAUCGCUGAGAAAGUUCUGCAUGUGGAGUCUCCAGUGGAAGAGGUGAAGUUGAAACCUCCCUCCAAGGAGUUCAAGAUCGGUCAAGCUGUGAGGUUGGGUGGACUGUUGAAGGCACCCCAUUUGAAUGGGAAACGUGGCCUGGUGCAACGACUGAGCACCCAGGACAAUGAUCGAUGGGAGGUGGAGAUCCGCCUUGAUCGAGGUGUGCUCGAAGUGAAAUCCAUUCGCAGCGAGAACAUCAUCGCAGUCCCUCGCAAUCAGGCCGCAGAAUGGCAGCUUGAAGAGGCUCGUUUUACCCAAGAGAGGCAAAAGCGCGAGAAGGAAGACAAACUAUGGAAUGAGGAGCAGGAGAAGUCCAAAAAGUUCAAUACCUUCAGGAAUGUAUGUGAGAAGACGCUCAAUGCCCAGGGCUUUCCCAUUAUGGACUCCUCCGAAAAGUUGGAGGCUGUGACUGCCGAGAUGAGUUGUUUGCCUUUGGACCACGAAGCCCUUGCGCUUUUGAGGCGCUUGCGGCCCCAGGAGGCCUUGCAAGUCCUGCAGCAGGUGAGCAUACAAGGGAUUAACAACAACAUGUCGAGCUACAUCAAGAUCAAGGUGAGAUCGAAGCUGGGUGAUCCAGACAACACCGAUGAGGAUCCCAAGAUGCCGCAGCCUGUCCCGGCGAAGACGGAGCCUCGACCUUCGGCGGCCACGCCAGCGCCAGCCACGCCGGAGCCAACGCCGGAGCCGGUGAAGCGGCCAGCGGAAGAGGCACUGGAGGACUGUGGACAGCACUUCGGCCAUUGUGCGAACGUGGACCAGUGGACGACUGGAAGUUGUUGCAAAACUAAGGACCUCCUCCCAGAGGAGAAGGAGCCCACCUUGGGCUCUGGCUUUAUAGAGGAAGAGCCCACAGAGAAGCAGCUGGAGGCGUUCGGCCGGUGGAAGCAAGAGGCGCAAGACUCCUUGGAGGCUGGGGAUGUAAAGACUUCCCUGGAACGGCUCACUGAAGUCAUUGAGGGCGGGGGCGGCUCCGCUCUCAUGCUGACGAAGAGAGGUGAGCUCCUGUUGAAGGAGCGAAGGCCGUUGGCAGCCAUCCAGGACUGCUCUGCAGCCCUACAAUUGAAUCCGGAUCUGGGCAAAGCCUACCGCGUCCGUGGCAUCGCACAUCGGAAGCUCGGGAAGUACAAGGUGGCCAAGUCCGACCUUGCACAGGCCCAAAACUUGGACUUUGAUGAAGGCGUCAGCUUCAUUGAGAAGUUUGUCAGCGAGAAGGUUUCUUGUGCACGGAGUGGGUGUGCGCCUGGAGGAGCGACGCCGAAAGAGGCAGAAAACACAGUGACCCUUGCAGAUGCCAGUGACUCCUCAGUGUCGCACAAAGUACACGAGAUCUUUGGCAAUCGACA